This is a messenger RNA of Punctularia strigosozonata HHB-11173 SS5, 1185 nucleotides long. RefSeq lists its product as uncharacterized. The coding region runs from base 1 to 1185 and encodes 394 amino acids. The transcript is spliced from 3 exons. Lineage: Eukaryota; Fungi; Basidiomycota; Agaricomycetes; Corticiales; Punctulariaceae. The record is from RefSeq and is a predicted model, not a curated record.
AUGUGUCUGACACCCGUUUCCAUUCGGUUCUCCUACAACCUCCCUAACCCUGUCGUCAUGCACGACAGAUUCAUGGGGGUCAUGCGGAUAGACGAACUCUGCGAUAUGGUUCUUGACCGGUUCACUCCCGCGUCGAUCGCAGCGUUUCGCAAGGUCAACAGAGACUUUCGCUCCCGCGUUCUGGAGUAUCUGCGAUCCCGCCACCGUAUUAACCGCGCCCUCUCGACAUUUUUCGAGUACCCCUUAUCCUUCCGUCGCGUUCUCUACGAGUGCUCCGCACUCCUUUCAGGGAAGUUCGCCCUAAGUUUUAUUGGACGACUCCGGUGGGAUGUUCGCCAGCUGGACAUCUACGUUCCUCGAUACCGCGUUGAUCGGCUCACCAUGUUCCUUCGUGGCUCUGGAUACCAGUACUCCCCGUUCCCUGGUCAGCGUCCUAACCUCCUUAAUGAGCUAGUGCGCGAUUGGCAUCCCAUCCAGUUCGACAACAAGUCGGGGCGUCCCUUCCUCUGUCCCACUGAACGGUCGCGGGGUGUUAACGCCAUCUUUCGUAUGAUCAAACGGCUGGACAAUGGACGUCGUCUCACCAUCCUGAUCAUCGAGUCCGUCGACGCUGCAAUGCGCCCAAUAUUAAACAUGGAUUGCACGAUUGGGAUGAACAUCCUGAGCCAUGACCGCGCCUAUUGUGCCUACCCCAUCGGAACAUUCGAGGCGAAGGCCGGUCUGGUGAUGCCUCAAUCGGAGGUUAUAGAUGGCAAGGGCCUGCGCGAGCUGUGGAGACAUGGCUGGAGGCUUUUUGACUCCGCCUCUCCUUUCGUUGAAGCAUGCUUCCCGGACGUCUCUCGGUGGUUGGACGACAAAUACAGCUACACAUUCGACCUGUGCACCCCGCCCAACGAGCGGUCCUUGUUUCAACUGCCAAUCCGCGGUACAUGGCGACGGCUCCCCGACCCCCUUCAAGUGACGAACUGGCGCCUGCGCUACAGCUCCAGCGGACUGGGUUUCAUGUGUUUCUCGGCGGUGGUCUCGCGAUCGUUGGCCAACUUCUAUAUAAUUCACGACGAGUCUCUCGUCCGCGGAAUGCGUCGUCUAUUUCGAGCCGUGCUUCGCGAUACAUGGUACACGAACCACGACGAAGUUCUGAGGGAUGCUCCCAGCUUCGACACCACAUCCAUCUGGUCGUUGUGA